CAACUCUGACUGCAAGGGGGUUUGUAUAAAUUGAACUCAUAUCCAGUCAGAAAAGUAUAGACAGCAAGAGUUUUGUGUGGACAAGGAAUGAUAAAGUAGCCAAGAGAAGAUCAGGUUUUCCAUCCCAAGUGCUCCUCCUUUCUUUAUGCAGUUCUUCUGAGGACACCAGCACUCCACACCUCACCUCUUUUCUUCCUAUACAUCCUGAGUCUGAACUCCAUUUUUAGAUCAUUCCACAGGAACUGCCCCUGCUGGAGUGCAAAGACCUUUCCUAAGAGGACAGCUUUACCAGAGGUGCCAUUGCAAACAGAUCAAGCUCGCCACUGCUGAGCUUCUACCAUACAGAGACAUGGCUUGGGCCUCCAGCAUUGAUGCAUUCUUUAAGAAUUUUAAGAGGGAAAGCCAAAUCCUCUCUGAGGAAACCAUCACCUUGAUUAAAUGCCACAUUCAGAAAAAUGACCUCCAGGGUGCACUUUCUGUAAUCCACAGUGCACUGAGAGACAUCGAGAGCGCCCCCCUGAACAUUGCUGUGACAGGAGAGACAGGGACAGGGAAGUCCACCUUCAUCAAUGCUCUGAUGGGGAUAGGGCAGGAAGAUGAAGGUGCAGCCCCUACUGGAGUGACAGAGACAACCAAGGAGAGAAUGCCAUACCCACACCCAAAGCUUCCUCAGGUGACAAUAUGGGACCUGCCUGGCACUGGGUCCACUUCCUUCCCACCAGAAAGCUACCUAAAGACAAUGAAGUUUUCUGAGUAUGACUUCUUUGUUAUCAUCUCAGCUUCACGCUUCAAAGAAAAUGAUGCACAACUAGCGAAAGCCAUCGCAAUGAUGAAGAUGAAUUUCUACUUUGUUCGUACCAAGAUAGAUAAUGACUUAGCUAAUGAACAGAGGAGUAAACCAAAGACUUUCAGCAAGGAGAAUGUCCUUAAGACAAUUCGAGAUGACUGUUCAAAGCAUCUCAAGAAAUACUUCUCCGGUAAGCCUCAAAUCUUCUUGGUCUCUAACUUUGAUGUGUCUGACUAUGACUUCCCAAAGCUGCAGACCACCCUAUUGGGUGAGCUCCCAGCCCACAAGCGCCAUGUCUUCAUGCUGUCUUUAAACAGUGUUACUGAGGCCACCAUUAACCUCAAGAGAGAUUCCCUGAAGCAGAAAGUCUUCCUUGAGGCCCUGAAGGCUGGAGCAUUGGCCACCAUUCCAUUGGUUGGCAUGAUCAGGGAUGAAUUACAGGAUCUGAAUGAAACAUUCAACCUCUACAGGUCUUACUUUGGGCUGGAUGAUGCCUCAUUGGAAAACAUUGCUAAAGAUUUUAACAUGUCCAUGGAUGAACUCAAGGUACACCUUCGUUUUCCAAAUCUGUUUGCAGAAGACAGCAAUGUAUCCUUAGGGAAAAAACUACUGAACUAUAUUGAACUCAUUUCCUCAAUUACUGGUGGACCAUUUGCUGUUAGGUUUUACUACAGAAAAACUUACUAUUUGCAGAAUCUCUUUCUUGAAACUGCAGCAAAUGAUGCCAUAGCUCUUCUUAAUAGGGAAGCUCUUUUUGAAGAGAAGAUGGGACCAUACAUAUCUAAGGCCCCCGAUUACUGGGAAUGAUGGGAAAUGAGGCACAAGCUCCAAUCAGUGUUUACUUCUGUUCUUGCUUUGGACACUGAGUCAUAACCUACUCCAGAGUUACAAACCUUGUCUGUGGAACCAGAGAGUUUAUCCUUUUCCUCGUCCUGAGCAGAUCACUGUGGCAAGGGAUCAAGUAUACUAUAGUAGGAAGAGAAGCUUCAACACUGUACAAAUGUAUGAGGAAAACUCAUUUCCAUUAAAAUAAUAUGUAACACAUCCAUGAUAA
This is a messenger RNA of Cricetulus griseus (Chinese hamster), 1841 nucleotides long. Lineage: Eukaryota; Metazoa; Chordata; Mammalia; Rodentia; Cricetidae. The record is from RefSeq and is a predicted model, not a curated record.